Sceloporus undulatus (fence lizard) is the source of this 1511-nucleotide messenger RNA. Its product is annotated as zinc finger protein ubi-d4. Gene Ontology annotation, cellular component: nucleus. The transcript is spliced from 7 exons. Lineage: Eukaryota; Metazoa; Chordata; Lepidosauria; Squamata; Phrynosomatidae. Bases 106 to 846 code for a protein of 246 amino acids. The record is from RefSeq and is a predicted model, not a curated record.
GUUUGCGAGAGGGGAGGCAAAGAGCUCUCGGCCGGGUGAGCUGGGACCGGGCGGGUCGCGCAUGCGCAGUGGAGGAGUCCGAGGCCCCAGGUGGCAGGGGCUAAGAUGGCGGCGGUGGUUCAGAAUGUGGUGAAGCUCCUUGGUGAACAGUAUUAUAAGGAUGCCAUGGAGCAGUGCCACAACUACAACGCUCGACUGUGCGCCGAGAGGAGCGUCCGCUUGCCGUUCCUCGACUCGCAGACCGGAGUGGCCCAGAGUAACUGCUACAUCUGGAUGGAGAAGCGGCACAGAGGACCAGGUUUGGCGUCUGGCCAGCUCUAUUCUUAUCCGGCUCGGCGCUGGAGGAAAAAACGGCGCGCUCACCCUCCCGAAGAUCCAAGGCUUUCCUUCCCUUCUAUUAAACCAGACACUGAGCAGACACUAAAGAAAGAGGGCUUGAUCUCUCAGGAUGGCAGCAGCCUGGAGGCCCUCUUGCGGACGGACUCUCUUGAGAAACGCAGCCUGCCGGAUCCGCGCACGGACGAAGAUAGCCUUGGCGAGUUCCCUGUCACCAACAGCCGCGCACGGAAGCGCAUUUUGGAUCCUGAUGAUUUCUUGGAUGACUUGGACGAUGAGGACUAUGAAGAAGACACUCCAAAGCGUCGAGGCAAAGGCAAAGCCAAGGGUAAAGGAGUUGGAUCCGCCCGAAAAAAGCUGGAUGCGGCUAUUUUGGAAGACAGAGACAAACCGUAUGCCUGUGACAAUAGUUACAAACAAAAGCAUACCUCGAAACCUCCUGACCGAGGUAGUCCAUUCUCUCUGUCUGCUAUUUUAUUUCUUCCUGACUUUGUUCUUCUGAAAUGUUAGUUUUAAAAACUCUUUUUUGAACGAAAAAGUGGUCCUUUGAGGCAGGGCACCAAAAACCUAUCCCUCCUUGCAAUAGGCAAAUAACUUUCUCUAUAUGUAGUGUAGAACCUUAUUUCUGAAGCGUCAUUGGAAGUAUGGGGAGUUGAGUUGAGAAUUCAUGUGUUUUAUUUGAAAGGUCCAGUUCCGAGGAAAUAAAUGCACAGCUGGACUAAAGAAAAUGCACUGUUGCAUCCAUCGGUUGUGUGUUUAAAAGUCAAGUGCACAGAUCCAGAAAUGUUGUUGGUUAUAUUUUCAGACAAAACUGUCUCAUGGGAAUUAAAACACAGCAGUGAAUAGUCCUAUUUACCCUUCUAGUCAGCCAUGCCCUCGGGUACUCCAUUUUAUUCCUUAUCCCCAGCUUGUAUUCUGUCUUCCACCCCUCAGACAGUGAUGGUGAACCUUUUAGAGGCCGAGUGCCCAAACUGCAACCCAAAACCCACUUAUUUAUUGCAAAGUGCCGUGUCCCUCUGGCUUUCUAGUAACAAACUCUGGCAAACUCUGUGCUGCGGCGACGGCACAUAGUAAUGCAAAAGAGAUACAGUGGUACCCCGGGUUACGAAAAUAAUUCGUUCUGCCGCCGCGUUCGUAACCCGAAAUCCUUCGUAAGCCGAAAAAGCCAUAGGCGC